Messenger RNA from Triticum aestivum (bread wheat), 2212 nucleotides. RefSeq lists its product as uncharacterized. Gene Ontology annotation, molecular function: protein binding. Lineage: Eukaryota; Viridiplantae; Streptophyta; Magnoliopsida; Poales; Poaceae. The record is from RefSeq and is a predicted model, not a curated record. The transcript has 2 exons. Bases 422 to 1747 code for a protein of 441 amino acids.
CCAAUCCCCGCGAUGGACGCCGCCUCCCGUCCGGCGCCGCCGCACCCCACUUCCGGCGCUUGAUCCCACGCCCGCUGCCGCCCCCACUCCUCCAGCGCCGUCUCCCUCCCCGCCGUCGUCCAGCCACUCGAGUGCGCCGCCAACAUCCCCAAUCGACCAGCGCCUCCCGUCAAACGCUGCCCUGUCGCCGUCCAGCCACUUCAGCGCCGCUUCCUUCCCCAUCGACCGUCACCUCCUCGUCGUUCCAGGGCUAACCCUUCGACGUCCAGCAGCCCCCCUCACCGUCGAGCACCGGCGCAGGGCCUCCCUCGUCUGCCGGAUCUGCCUCACGGCCUCGUCCUCCUGUUUCCUCCCAGUCCAGCGCCUCCAAACAACACAGAAAAGGUCGCAAGUACCGCGCGCCGGCCCCCAAGGAAGAUCGAUGGAGACGCUGCCGGACGACGUUGUCGUGGAGAUCCUGGUCCGCGUGACGGAGGUGGCAGCCCUAUUCCGCUGCACCGCAACGUGCAGGCGAUGGCGCCUCCUCAUAGCUGACCCGUCUUUCCUCCGCCGCCGCUGGCCGGAGGGCGUGAGCCUCCAGUCCUCCCUGCUCGGCUUCUUCGCCUUGCAACAGCCCCGUCAAGAACCAACAGAAGGGAGCUCUACAAUGCCGCUCUUCACCCCGGUGCCAUGCUCCCCCCACCGCUUCAUCGCCAUCCCUGAUCAGCCUCGAGGCGGCCAGGCAGUGGUGCUCGCCUCGCACCGUGGCCUUCUUGUUGUGCGCUUCGUCCCACUCGACGCCAUCAGCAUGUUCGAGAAAAUCAUGAUCCUGGCUGUGUGUGAUCCAAUCGCCGGCACAAGCCGCCCGCUGCCUCCGUUGAAGUGCAGUAGGUCUUUCCGAAUAGAAGGAUGCGCCCUUCUAACUGGUGCGGAUUGUCGCGUGACCAAACGGCGAGGGGCGUCGCCGUCAGUCUACUCGUCCUUCAAAGUGCUAAUCAUCAGUUACGACGGACGGUACAAUCUCCAUGUGCUCGCGUCCAAUGAGUUGAGCUGGAGGACGUCUAGAAACUGGUUUGAACCUGUUGAGUAUGCCGGACGUGUGGUGCCCCAGCAGAUCAACAUCGUCGUGUGCCGAGGCAUGGCACACUGGCUCUUCAAGUACUCGUCAGACUUCUACACACUCAACGUGUGCGCUAAGACCAUGCAGAUGUCUAUAACAAAGCUCCCUCUCACAAGGAACCCCCUCGGCUUCAAGUUUUCAAGUGCACUGCUUAAUGUCACCAACGAUGGAAGUCUAUCGCUGCUUGGUUUAUACAGGGACUGCAGCUGGCUGGAGAUGUGGACACAUGAAGGUGACAACAAGAGUGUAGAUGGCAUGGCAGACUGCUGGCACCAAACCAAGAUGAUUGAGCUAAUACAACUCAAGGAGAGUACGGUUGGCCUGGUGCAAUGCGUGUGCGUGAGCGAGAUGAGCGGUAAACUGCUCGUAAAGGACAAUCAAGAUUGCGCGUACAUUGUAGAUCUCCAAACUGGGGCGAUGGAGAAUGUCACCGACUGGUUUUGCGGCAUUGUCACGAUGGCUGUCCCAUUUGAGAAGGAUUGGCCGACCUUCUUCAUGUCUCGCUUGGCGGGUGGUAGGAUCAAGCGGAAUAAACUGAGAGGAGCUAUAUCGAAAAUUGCUUCCACUUUUUGCAAACCAAUAGUUGUGGCAAUUAUCUUUGGGUUAAUUGUUAUGAGUCUGGAUCAUGAAGAGCUACAGGAAUCUUAAGAUCUGUGUGUGGCAGACUUAAUGAAGAUGCAAGUUAAUUUAUCACGUGUACCUGCGCAUAUUUGGGUUAAUUAUCUUUGGGUUAGUUGUUAUGAGUCUGGAUCAUGAAGAGCUACGAGAUUGAUCAUAGUGCAACGUCUAGGCAAGGAACAGAUGUUGCAAGAGUUGCCCUGCUAAAUCAGAUCAAUAGGAUAGAACUGCCUUGUGCAGAAUAAUUUGGUCUAGUGGUGUAGAAUAUGGCCUCUGUGUUUUAUUUCCAGUUUUAACAUGUGCCUGUUUAGACUUGGUGUGCUACUGCUAGCUGAACCUUUGAUGUUCUGUUGAACAAAUACUACCUCCGUAAACUAAUAUAAGAGCGUUUAGAAUACUAAAGUAGUAAUCUAAACACUCUUAUAUUAGUUUACAGAGGGAGUAGUAAUGAGGUGCUGAGUAGUCGUUUGUAUUAUUAUGAGAAUCCCCAUUAUC